Molecule: messenger RNA, 2221 nt
Organism: Paramuricea clavata
Lineage: Eukaryota; Metazoa; Cnidaria; Anthozoa; Malacalcyonacea; Plexauridae
Source: the annotation of a GenBank genome assembly
AUGUCGGGGAAAUCGCUUGUUGGUCAUUUGUUUCGUUCUGAUGAUAUACAACACAGAAAAGAAAAUAUUAUCAGCUUUUUAUCAUCAAAACUGGACCAGCAACAAAUUGACUGUGAUUAUUUAGAAUCACUGGGCAUAAUAGUCUCGCAUCUUCCAGAUUUUUCAACGAACACAGAACCGCCCAAACUCGUAUUCAAUGAACAAUUAUGGAUAAGAAACGCUUUAAACACUAUAUUAACUAAAACUUGUAUUCCAACGCUUCGUAUGCCUCGACCAACGGCGUAUGAUGGAGAUAAAAGAGAUAAGAUGAAGAUUUUUGAGUUAACAUACGAACUUGUGUCAAAUAUUGUAUGUAAAGGACCAUUAGAAAAUGCACAAUGUAUCUGGAGUUUACUGUUGAAAUCGCUGCAAAGUUUUGUUGAUGAGUGUAAGAUUGGUUUUGAUGUAGGUCAUGAGGAUGAUGGAUCACUACUACCGGUAUGUUAUGUACAUAAAAAGCUGGGAUACACAUACACGACAGGGGCAGAUCUGGCCUGAUUUGGUAGAGGGGGUGGAGGUUUUCCAAAGGGGGAUGCAGUACCAUGGAGGACCAAAGGCAUUGUCCCCCUGAAAAUUUUUGAAAUUUGAAGACCUGAAAUGCCAUUUCCUGCAUUCUAAGUGUUACAUUUAUUCUUUAAAUUUAAAUUUGUCCUCAUAGUAUGAAAAGUGCUAUUGGUGCUUGAAUACUUUCUCGCUUAUUGUUUAUAUUGUCGUAAUUGUACAGCAUGUGCAGUUGGACACGCCCAGCAUGUAGCAAUAACUGUAUGCGAUUGGUUCUCUAAAUUUAGCAGUCAUUCUAAAAAUACAUGUGAACUUUGACAUGUUUUGACAUAAUAUUGGAACAGAGCAUGCUCGACAGAAAUUAAACACAAAAACGGCAGAGCUCAAGGGUACUUUUUUGCAUAUUCGAAAAUCAAUCGUGUCAAUAUAAUAAGUAGUAUUGAAUUUCACAACUCAAAUAUGGAAUAUAUCAGUUUUCUUCAAGGGGGUGCUGGACACCACAGGCGAUUGUGCACACCCCUGCACCUCACCAGUCCACCCCUGAUACACAGCCAUAAUGGCUGGUCCAUUUUAUAUCAACCCCCCACGCCUAUGGAUGAGGUGAGUAACAUUUUAACCCUUAAGAAAAAAUAUCCAUGCCGACACAAGACCCCCUCAGAAAUUUGUAAAUGGGUCAUUCCAGAAAAUGGCUGAUUGUGACUUUUUACGCUGUUUUCAAAUAGCUCCGGCGUGGCAGAACACUUGGCGGCUUCUUGUGACUUGCGAACACAAACACGUGGCAGGUUUUGUCGGAUAAUUUGCAGAAAUUCACUUCGAAAUUCGUCCAAGUAAAAUUCGGACUGAAAUUCGAUGUAACUUGCGACUGAUUGACAAGCGUUGUUAUGUUUACUUACAUGUUAAUGCAUUUUUUAGUAUUACUGCAUUCCUUAACCUCGCCCUUAAUUAAUAUGAAAGCCAUUUCUAUUUUCUAGACACGCACCUCGCAAGGAAGCUUUACUGACUAUAUACUAAAACAAAUUGUUUUGAGUUCAGUUCACAUAGCAGUCUCUUAAUUCGAGCAACAGUUUAAUAACUUACUAUUAUUUUUAACACUUCAAUAAUUCAAACUUAUAUAUACGAACGAAAACUGCAAAACUUUACUUUUAUAUAUUAAAUAAAGCGUGUCAACUUUCGACUCAUUCUCAACAUGCAGGAUACACUGUUACGGCGAGUUAGUUUUUGGUGUCCAUGCAUGCAAAAGUGGGCCGCUUAUUUUGCUUACAAGUUACGUGAACGUAUAAUUAUUGCUGUUGCAUAAACGUUGCGGUGUUCAAGAGCUACAUAUAGCCGAUAAAAAUUGCAUGCUCAUUAUAAUCGCCGAUCACAUAGCUUUAUCACAGUCUCAAACCUUCAGACAAACAUAUCCACAUUCCUCUCCCCCCACAUCCUAAGACAUUUUUCCUCCCUCCCCCUUCGGACAGCAAAAAUUUCCUCCGUGAGGGGAGGGGUAUAGAUCUUUUCUGGAACGACCCAAUUUCCCCCUUACCCCUCAAAAAAUUGCAGAGAUCUAGAGAUGACGACAGGCUUAACCCCUAAGAAAUUACUUUGGCAAUGGUGUUUCUGUACAAGGCUUUGUUUGGUUAUGUGAAUGUUGAUGUCAGUAACUAUGUCUCGUUUGUCAGUCAUGGUUUAACUCGGCUGA